UCUUAUCGUGAGUGUUAGUUUUGGCACAAUGUUGCUUCGGGCUGGUCUUUUGGCCUGUGUGAGUACAGUACUAGCAGUUCCUAUCUUUGCCCCUGUCUACCAGACAGCUAUUCACGCAGUUCAACCCAUUACUUAUCCCAGAUACGCAUUCAACUAUGGAGUAAAGGAUCCGCACACAGGCGAUAUUAAGUCACAACAAGAAGAGAGAAAUGGCGAUGUUGUAAGAGGAAGCUACUCACUAGUGGAGCCUGAUGGAUCUACGCGAACGGUGACAUAUACUGCUGAUGACCAUAAUGGUUUCAAUGCUGUUGUACGAAAAACUGGGCAUUACACGCACCCAGUACGGGUUCACACCUCUGCCCUCGCACCUGCCGUUCCGUUAAUACCUUCACUCCCAGUUCCAGCAUUCUUUGGUUAAGAAACAAUUAAAAAGUAUGAUUUAAGAACAACUGCGAUUUUAUUCUGUUUUGAUGACUGUUUGACGAUUGUGGGAUGGGUAUUUUAUGUACGUUAUAUGUUAAGUAAU
Pieris rapae (cabbage white) is the source of this 526-nucleotide messenger RNA. RefSeq names its product cuticle protein 8-like (gene CPR129). The record is from RefSeq and is a predicted model, not a curated record. Gene Ontology annotation, cellular component: extracellular matrix. NCBI's taxonomy places the organism in Eukaryota, Metazoa, Arthropoda, Insecta, Lepidoptera, Pieridae. The transcript is spliced from 5 exons. The coding region runs from base 29 to 418 and encodes 129 amino acids.